This is a messenger RNA of Oppia nitens, 1945 nucleotides long. RefSeq names its product SRRM2 protein homolog rsr-2-like. The transcript has 6 exons. The record is from RefSeq and is a predicted model, not a curated record. NCBI's taxonomy places the organism in Eukaryota, Metazoa, Arthropoda, Arachnida, Sarcoptiformes, Oppiidae. Bases 218 to 1822 code for a protein of 534 amino acids.
UGGCAAACCAUAUGAAAGAGUCAUUCAUUUUGUUAUUGAAUUAAAUAAUAGUUUUUAUUUGCAAACAAUUGAAAGUCAAUUAAACAUAUAGUUUGCGAUUUAGUGACAAAAUCAAUACAAUUGUCAUCAAAUUUUGGACACAUUUGGUCAGAAAAUUAUUUUUUAGAGCGAUUACUUACAAUAAUUUAGUAUUAAAACAAGUGUGCCAUCAGUGGUAAUGUAUAACGGGAUCGGUUUAAACUCUGCCCGAGGAAGUGGUACUAAUGGUUACGUCCAGAAGAAUCUGUCAUUUGUUAAGGCAGUGAAAGAUAAGUUUCAAUAUAAGAGUGAGGAUGACUUCAAACGGCUGGAAAGGGAGUUAUGUAAAGUUCCCAACAAAGAUAUAUUAGAGCACCAAAACAAACGACAAAUUGAAUUGAAAUGUCUUCAAAUGCAAGACAAUAUGGAAAUGCAAGGGUUUUCACCCGAAGAAAUUGAGACAAAAGUUCGAGAAUUUAGAGAGACUUUAAUGAAACAAAAGGACAGACAAAAAGAAGAUUCUUCGAAACGAAGGGAUUUAGUGAGAGAUUGGUUUCGGGAAGAAUCGGAUAAAAAUGUUAAAGAAACUCAUAAAUUGGCGGAAAUGAACCACAAAAAGAAUGAUAACUUGAAGAAUGCGUUGAGAAUUAACUCCAACUUUAUUGAGGGUUCAUCACUGGAUCCAACCCGUAAAGCCAAAGAGGCGUUGGCCAGAGAGGCAGAAAAACAGAAACGUUAUGCCAUAAUACCUGAACCAUUGGAUGAACCAGUGAUUAAAGUCGAUGAAAAUAAGAGUAAAAUUAAAGAAAAACGAAAGGAGAGAUCACAUAAAAAGCGUUACUCUGAUAGCGAUGGUUCGGAUUCAAAGAAUGAUUCGGAUUCAGACAGUGAAUCCUCAGAUGACAGUUCCAAAAGAAAGCGUAAAAACAAAUCCAAACAUAGAAAGAGUUCGAAGAAACGUAAAAGUAGUAAAAACAAUAAAAGUAAAGACAAAACUUCUAAAAAACGCAAAUAUAGUAAUUCUUCGUCAUCUGAUUCAGACUCUGGUUCUGAAAGUAGUAGUAAUUCCGAUAGUGAUAGCAGUGAUUCUUCCAGUUCUUCUUAUCACAAAUCACGAAAUGGCCACAAGAAAAGUGAUUCAAAGAAAGAUUACCGACAAAGACCAAAACGAAGAUCUUAUUCGAAAGAAAGGGAUGAUUAUAAUCCUAAAUCAACUAAAGAUUAUAAGGAUUCGACUCAUAAAAAGGAUAACAACAAUGAAUCAAACAAAACGAGUCGUUUGAUUGAAAUGAAUAUCAAACAAAUGAGAAAAGAAGCCGAAAAUACAUUAAUUGAAAAAUCAAAUGAUAAACGAAAUGAAAGGACUAAAGAUGUAAAAAAAAACUCAAGUCCUCCUCCAAGACAUCGAUCUUAUUCGCGAUCGAAAUCUCGUACAAGUGUUUCGUCAGAAGACGAACCAAAGUCGAAGCGAUUGAAGAGUACUGUCGUUGAGACAAAUCCUAUCAAUAAAAACAAAGAGAUUCCAAAAAGUUAUUUGAGUCAUCACGAGAACAAAAGAUCACAUUCAAGAAAUGAUCGUUCAGUUAGUGCCGACCGAAGAUCAAGGCAUUCAAGUCACUCGAAUAGAUCCCGAUCAUCAUCUGUUCGCUCCAAUGAUUCAAGACAUUCAAAUAAAAGCUAUUCAUCUUCAAAAUCUGAUUCUUCGGAAUCAUUGCCAUCACGAAAGGGCAGUAGAAGUCCAUCAAUUCCUCGAAGGAAAGGAUCGCCGAGUUUUUUGGAGAAACGAAGAAUAACGAGGUAUUAGAGGAUUAAAUGGGCUGCAAAUCAAUCAUUAAUUUGUUUGAGAUUUUUAUUUCUAUAUCAUUAAAAUUUAUGUAUUUUAUUUGAUUUAUUUUUGCAAUUAAUGUUUAAUCAUAUUCACCUUUUU